Messenger RNA from Penaeus indicus, 1296 nucleotides. RefSeq lists its product as uncharacterized. The transcript has a single exon. The coding region runs from base 1 to 1296 and encodes 431 amino acids. Lineage: Eukaryota; Metazoa; Arthropoda; Malacostraca; Decapoda; Penaeidae. The record is from RefSeq and is a predicted model, not a curated record.
AUGCAUCCUCGGUCCAAACAUUGGCACCUCAUAGAUUACAUCCUAGUGCGCCAAAAAGACCUCAAGGAUGUCCUUCACACCAGAGUGAUGCCCAGUGCAGAAUGUCGCACGGACCAUCGACUAGUGCGUUGCCAACUCAGGAUGCACCUCACACCCAAACCAAGGAAGGGAGGGCCCUCCACUAAAAAGUUCGAUCUCAAGAAGCUUCAGUCAGCUGAAGUGAAAGCUGACUUUCAGGCAGGCCUACAGUCCAAGCUUGAGAUCGUUGACUACCCAGAAGACCCCUCACCUGAAACACUCUGGGAUCAACUGAAGACUGCCAUCCUGCAAACCUCCGAAGAAGUUCUGGGGUUUACCACCAAGAGGAACAAAGACUGGUUCGAUGAGAACAACCAAGAGAUCCAGGAACUGCUGACAAAGAAGAGGUCAUCCCAUCAGGCCCACCUGGCACAGCCGUCAUGUCCUGUGAAGAAAGCUGCCUUCCGUCUCAUUUGCAGCAACCUCCAGCACAAGCUUCGAGAGAUCCAGAACAAGUGGUGGACUAACCUCGCAGAGAAAACCCAGCUUUGCGCAGACACUGGUGACUACAGAGGCUUCUAUGAAGCCUUAAAGGCAGUAUAUGGUCCUACUCACCACGUCCAGAGUCCUUUGUGCAAUGCAGACGGACAGGCGCUCUUCACAGACAAGACUUCCAUCCUGAACCGUUGGUCCCAGCACUUUCAGGCCCUCUUCAGCGCUGACCGCGUCGUCCAGGACUCAGCAGUUCUCCGCAUUCCUCAGAAGCCAGUCAUAGUGGAACUGGAUGAACUACCAUUUAUGGAAGAAGUUUCAAAAGCCAUAGAGCAGCUGAAGAGUGGCAAGGCAGCAGGAGUCGAUAGGAUACCACCAGAGAUCUGGAAAGAUGGGGGACCAACACUACACAGCAAGCUCCACGAACUCCUUGUCUGUUGUUGGGAGCAGAGCAAGCUUCCAAGAGACCUCCGUGAUGCAGUCAUCAUCACUUUGUACAAGAACAAAGGAGAAAAGUCGGACUGCUCCAACUACCGGGGUAUAACAAUGCUCUCUAUUGCGGGAAAAAUCCUCGCCCGAGUGCUUCUGAACAGAUUGGUACCCACCAUCGCUGAAGACCACCACCCAGAAACCCAAUGUGGAUUCAGGACCAACAGGGGCACCACAGACAUGGUGUUCGUCCUGAGGCAGCUCCAAGAGAAAUACCGGGAGCAGAAUAAAGGGCUGUACAUGACGUUUGUGGACCUGACGAAAGCGUUUGACACUGUGAGCAGGAAGGGGCUAUAG